This is a messenger RNA of Theobroma cacao (cacao), 770 nucleotides long. Its product is annotated as auxin-responsive protein SAUR21-like. NCBI's taxonomy places the organism in Eukaryota, Viridiplantae, Streptophyta, Magnoliopsida, Malvales, Malvaceae. Gene Ontology annotation, biological process: response to auxin. The record is from RefSeq and is a predicted model, not a curated record.
CAGAGUCAUCACACCAGCUCACCAGUUUUCUUUAUCUAGCAAUUCUCUUUAAUCUUUUAUUACUUGAAACUCUUAAAUUUGUCAUCAGAAGCAAUGGCUACUCGUUUUCUUGCUAAGCAAAUUUUGCGCCGUUCUGUUUUUGCUGCAAGUAAAGCAGCAUCAACAACUGGAGAAGUAGUACCAAAAGGCUUCCUUGCAGUUUAUGUUGGAGAGACUCAAAAGAAGAGAUUUGUGGUUCCAGUAACUUUCUUGAACCAACCUUCAUUUCAAGCUUUGCUGAGUAAAUCUGAAGAAGAGUUUGGCUUUGAUCAUCCUAUGGGUGGUUUGACAAUUCCAUGCAGAGAAGAGACUUUCAUUAACGUCACUUCCCAGUUGAACGGGUAAGAAUAGGCAAGACAGUCCAUUGAAGAUUGCCUAUAAUGGAAGAUGGAUGACUCAUCGCUUGUGCCCGGAACCCAAUUGCGCUCUAUUUUCAACGGUGGAACAUCUGCAAAAGGUCAUUCAUUUUUCAAGUACCAUGGGGUGAUUUAAAGGGGAGAUUUAUCGUUUACGCUGGACAAAGCCAAAAGAGACGCUUCCAAGUCCCAAUUCCAUGGUUGAGCACUUGAAAAAUUCGGAUCAAAAUAGGCCUGGCAAUGCCUCAUGAGAGACAAGAGCCAGGGAAGGUGAAAACAACUGGACAUAAUCUAUUCAAAUUAGCCAUGAACCAAGAAUCAUAUUGUAAUUUUGUAUUUUUCUGAAAUGAGAACAAGAAAAUUUUAUUCUAUUCA